Messenger RNA from Athalia rosae (coleseed sawfly), 993 nucleotides. RefSeq lists its product as uncharacterized. The coding region runs from base 141 to 860 and encodes 239 amino acids. Lineage: Eukaryota; Metazoa; Arthropoda; Insecta; Hymenoptera; Athaliidae. The record is from RefSeq and is a predicted model, not a curated record. The transcript is spliced from 6 exons.
CCGCAGGUCGUUACAGUUGAGAACCGAAAAUUUUAACUCGUUAAUCCUCUCCAAUCUCGGUCUACCUUCGAAGGCAAAGAUUUAAUACGGACGUCGACGCUGAAUCGAACGCCUGAAGAAAAAAAAUAGGAAAAGCAAAGAUGAAACUCUUAGCGCUUACGGUUUUUCUCGUCCUCGCAUCAGCGGCGCAGAGCGAAUGGCCUGGAGAAAGAUCGACCCGAGCAUCGAUAAAUGAUAAACUCGUUGCACUGGUGGAAAAAUUAAGGGAGACUUUGAAAACAGGAGACGCGGAAAAAGGAAUUCCCUGUUUGAAUCCCCUUGUAGUCGAUGGACUGCAGCUCUCGCUCGACAAAGAUUUUGCAUCAUUCGACGUCAACGUAACGGACCUUGUCAUCAAUAGUCUUACCGAUUUCGAAAUAAACCAAUUGACGUUCUCCAUUAUCGGCGUUAAAUUCACAUUCUCAUUCGCAUGGCCGGACCUCACCCUUGGCGGCCGCUACGCGGGAAAUGGUCGGAUCGCUAACUUUAUACCGCUAUACGGUGACGGAGAUUUCUUCGCGGCGGUGAAAAAUAUCGCAUUCUCAGGAACCGUCCGACUAUCUUCCAAGAAUCAAUAUCUUUACGUGAAGUCAGUUGACACCUCUGUCGCUGUGGGUGGCCUCAAGGUUGACGUCACCGGAAUUUUGAAUUCUGAUGAUGUUUCGUCACUGAUUUCGGCAGUAAUUAGCGACGCUAUUCCCGAUUUGAUGGUCGAUUAUCAGAGCUUGAUCACGGGUAAACUCAAUGACCUGAUCAAAACAACAGCUGACAAGUAUUUGGGAACAAUGACAUUGGCUGAACUCCUCGCUAUGCUAAACUGAUUGACAUCUGGAGGUAUUAACAUUUGAAAACAAACAUGCAUUUCGUUUCAACGCCAAUUUAAUCGAAGUUUAGCGAAUUGUUAUAACGAUACUAAUGAAAACAAUAAAAAAAAUUAGAGCAUUUUUCACUCUA